AUGGACAGAUUCUACAGGCUACUUCGGCUACGCGUGUACUUUGCUAACGACCCUGACCCAGAUGAUGUAGAGGAUACUCCGUCAGAAGAGUCUCCCGUCGCACCCCUGAUCAAUCCAUUCAAACAUAAAAGUAAAUGGAACCCUCCUCCCAGCAGAGUACCUGCUCUCGAAGCGUUCAUCAGUGCAGUGAAGGAGGAAGUAACCGCCCACUUAAACCACACGCAGACAACCAAGGACAAUCUGUCACCUUUGGAACGCCAGGCACUCAAAUCCCUGAAAAAUAAUUCGGACAUUGUCAUCAAGCCAGCGGACAAAGGCUGUGAAGUUGUUAUAAUGAACAGGGACGACUACAUCCAAGAGGCUAAUCGGCAACUCUCCAACGAGACAUUUUAUCGUAAGGUCGAUAGUGACCUGACGCACGUACACGCACAGCAGAUUAUUAAUACCAUCAAUAGAAUUUUAGAGAAGGGUGAUAUUGACAACGAUACCGCGAAAUUCCUGCGCCCCGAAAACCCUCAAGCAGGAAAGUUUUAUCUUCUUCCUAAAAUUCACAAACCUGGGAACCCUGGUAGACCCAUCAUUAACUCGAUCAACCACCCGACGGAGAACAUUUCCAAGUUUGUUGACUUACACCUCCGACCAUUCCUGGAACAUUUACCAUCUUUUUUAAAAGACACCACAGACUAUCUAAACAAAACACCUGCUAAGAACUUACCAGAAGGUACCUUGUUAGUUACGAUGGACGUCGUUUCCCUCUUCACUAACAUACCGCAUGACGACGGCAUUGCAGCCUGUCGCGAGGCAUGGGAACGGCGCAGUACCAAACACCCAUCGACUGAUAGCCUGGUGGAUUUACUGAGACUUGUCCUCACACUUAACAACUUUACAUUCAAUGAAGGAUAA
This is a messenger RNA of Mizuhopecten yessoensis (Yesso scallop), 903 nucleotides long. RefSeq lists its product as uncharacterized. The record is from RefSeq and is a predicted model, not a curated record. The transcript has a single exon. Lineage: Eukaryota; Metazoa; Mollusca; Bivalvia; Pectinida; Pectinidae. The coding region runs from base 1 to 903 and encodes 300 amino acids.